Molecule: messenger RNA, 794 nt
Organism: Nicotiana tabacum (common tobacco)
Lineage: Eukaryota; Viridiplantae; Streptophyta; Magnoliopsida; Solanales; Solanaceae
Source: RefSeq, a predicted model, not a curated record
AUUCAGAAUUAGAGCUCAGAUUUAGCAAUUCACCUAUUUGUCUAAGAGUCUCUCUCUCGAGAGAAAGAGAGAGAAUGGAUAGUGUGUUUUCUGUGGACGACAUUGCAGACCAGCUGUGGUCAUCGCCGCCGCCGAUGCGGUUGUCUCAUGAAUUGGAUUCGUCUUCCACCACGUCGUCGUCGAAGAUGAUGAACAGGAGCUCGUCGGAAUGGGCUUUUCAGCGAUUCCUUCAAGAGGCCACCGCCGCCGACACUACUACUUCCUCGUCUUCUUCGCAGCAGAUCAAGGAUCAGACGCUUAAUCAGAAUUUAAUCGCUGAUCAACCGAAGCCGCCUAUGUCCAAUACGGCAUCCUUUGGCUCCGAACCUCCUCCGAAUAUUCCGAUAGAAUCCGAUGAAUACCAAGCUGUCCUCAAAAAACGCCUUGAUUUGGCUUGCGCCGCCUUCGCUUUGACUCGUGCCAACUGUGUAAAACCUCAAGAUUCAGUUUCUUUGCCAUCCGAAAAAGGAUCACUGUCGGCUACUGCAUCACAAUCUGGAUCUCAGGUUCCUCCAAAAGGAUUUGGACAGGAAUUGGCAAAAGUUCAAGAUAAGGAUGCUGAUGAGCCAGUUGGAAUACCCCCUUUGCCUGCAGUGCAGAAGAAACCUGGGAUCCAGGUAAGGUCAACAACAAGUGGUUCAUCCGGGGAGCAAUCAGAUGAUGAUGAAGCUGAAGGAGAAACAACUCAAUCAACGGAUCCAACUGAUGUGAAACGAGUGAGGAGGUAAUACAGUUUGCAACUUCAUUUUUGUCAC